GUGGAAGAAGCAGCCCGGACUUCUCUGUUUUGCAGUCGGCUGAUCGCUGCUGUUGAGCACAUGACAGGAAAGCACGGAGGCUGCGGGGAGAAAGGGCAGAGCAAGUGAAGCAGAGCAGCCGAUGAGUUUCUGCUCUGUGUAACAGCCGAGGCUCUGUAUCUUUAUAAGAGACCAUUGUGAGGGUGAGAAGCUUCAGAAUCCCUCCAAAUAUUUUGAAGUAGAGAAGAAGAAAUGUAUCUUGCAAAUCAUGGUGCAACAUCUGGAGACAUAUUUGACUGGGACUAUGUUCUGUGGGAAGUUCGUUUGAAGCUACUAGCAGCUGUUUUUUUAAUCUAUGUGGGAGUAUUUCUUCUAGCUCACUGGCUGUCCUCAUGCAUCAGUGCUAGUUAUCGCACCUUGUCAGGAAAAGAGAAGGUCUCAUGGAAUACGUCUAUCACAUCUGGCCUGUUUGGAAUUCAGAGUUGUAUAGCUGGGUUGUGGGCCUUGCUCAUUGAUCCAGUUUUUCAAGCUGACAAAGUAUAUUCACAGCAAAAAUGGAGCUGGUUUCACUGCUUAUUAGCCUCUGGCUUCUUCUUGUAUGAGAGUGUAGUUAUUCAUGUGUCUGGUAUUGUUUUCAGAACAUUUGAUGUGCUCAUGGUAGUUCAUCAUUUAUUUGCCUUUGUUGGGCUUCUUGGUCUGAUAAUUAACAUAAAAUCUGGGCACUAUCUCCCCCUGAUGGGACUGCUACUUGAGAUGUGCACUCCUUUUGGCUGCCUCUCCUAUGUGCUUUCAAAGAUUGGCUAUGGUAAUACCCUUUUUUGGAAGGCAAACCAAUGGGUAAAUAUUCAUAUGCUUCACUGCCGCAUGGUCCACAUGUAAUAAAUAAGGUGGGUGUGUAUUUCCCAUUGGAAUGACGUGAUGGAAAAUCUGGGACUUCCAUAUUUUAUUGUUUUUUUCAUGGGGUUAAGUACACUUACAUUAAUACUUAAUCCAUACUGGUUAUUCAAAACGACUCAGCAUCUCUUUGGUCCAGUUGACAGGAAAUUUCCAAAUACAGCAGUGAAAAAUGGAUCCUCUGAAAAAUUAAAUUGUGAAACAUUCCAAAAGAAGAAGAUAUAAUUCUGCAACAGCUAUGAGAAUAACAGUAAAACAUGGCCUGAAGAACAUGGUGCAGGUUUAUUAGUGAGUGCAUGAAAAUAGAAUUGCUUACAAGAAGUCUAUGAAUAUAUCAGUCUCUUUGCAGAUUGCUAUCAGUGUACUAUACUCAUUUAUCAAAAGUGUUUUAAAAUUGUUUCCCUUUAUAGUUAAAACGCACACAAUCUUUGUGUCAGGAUUUAUGCCAGUAAUUUUAGUCUAAGAACAUAAUAUAGUUAAAUCUCUUUCUGGGGGAAGUGGCAAGUGAAAGGUAAGGGAGGUGUCAUUUGAUUUAUAAAAAUCUACAUACAGAACCAUAGUUUAAAUGGCAGGAGGGAUUCACUGCCUCCCCUCCCUUCUGUCUCCCUCAGGUCCUACUGCUGUUGGAAAUUUUGAUAAUACAGCUUUCUCAGAAAUGGGUCAAGUUAGGGCUUUGAAUAAUACCCCUCUUCCAUGAACA
Molecule: messenger RNA, 1573 nt
Organism: Mauremys mutica (yellowpond turtle)
Lineage: Eukaryota; Metazoa; Chordata; Testudines; Geoemydidae
Product: protein CLN8-like
Exons: 3
Biological process (GO): lipid homeostasis
Cellular component (GO): endoplasmic reticulum; membrane
Source: RefSeq, a predicted model, not a curated record